AUGGCGCCGGCCCCAGCAGCAGAUGCAGCAUCAUCCAUGAAGGAGCAGCAGAGCACAUCUGGGCAAGAAGCUAGCAACUCGACUGCCAUCCAAGACCAGCAGAGCAGUCAGAGUGCUGCUGGGCCUGUCAGCUCUAUCGGCCAUCCUCCGGCCCCGGAGUCUCUGCCUCUCCAGCCUGGGCACCCUCCUGUGCUGGAUCCUGCAUCAGUGCCUGCCGCGCCAGUCACACAAUUGGCUCACCAGUUUCCAGCACCGUCCCCGCCUCCCUCAGCGUUCCCUGCCCCGCCCCCACCCCCGCCCGGCGCCGGAGUCUUCAUGCCAAACCAGACCCUCUCCUUUGCCACCAUCGACGACGCACUGGCCGCUUCGCCAUACCUCAGCAGCCUGCGCAGUCUGCUGCAUGCGUUCCCGACACAGUGUGACAUUUACUCCAGCGUCACCAACUGCACCCUCUUUGCAGCAACAGAUGCCUCCUGGGCAGCCCUGUCCUCCUACCUCGGCAAGACUGUGGACCAACUUGCCACCAGCCCUGUCAUGACACCGCUGCUCUACUACCAGUACAUACCCAAGGUCAGCCUCAACAUCAGCGAUCUGCAGAAUGGCGUUGCCUACCAGACCAGCCUGUACGACCAGCAGCUGACGGUGAACAAGCAGCCUGCAGGAUUUGGCGGCACCAGUGUGUUCAUCAGCCCCAGCGGCAGCCCCGAUGCCUUGGUGAUCCUGGGCGACAUUGUGGCUGCGCACAGCCGGCUGCAUGUCAUCCGCGGACCCCUGAUCCCCACCAACCUGGUUGGGCCGCUGACUGGCAACCCACCUCCGCGCAUCCCUGUGUAUGUCACCCAAGGCCCCUGA
Molecule: messenger RNA, 852 nt
Organism: Coccomyxa subellipsoidea C-169
Lineage: Eukaryota; Viridiplantae; Chlorophyta; Trebouxiophyceae; Coccomyxaceae
Exons: 7
Coding region: 1-852 (283 amino acids)
Source: RefSeq, a predicted model, not a curated record